Molecule: messenger RNA, 871 nt
Organism: Homarus americanus (American lobster)
Lineage: Eukaryota; Metazoa; Arthropoda; Malacostraca; Decapoda; Nephropidae
Product: extensin-like
Exons: 3
Coding region: 5-871 (288 amino acids)
Cellular component (GO): extracellular matrix
Source: RefSeq, a predicted model, not a curated record
AGUUAUGUUUCUCAGGGUUAUCGUUGUGGCGUGUGCCGUCGCAGGGGCCCUGGGCGACCACCUACCCAGGCAACAGGACCCCAAGUCCUUCGAUGAUCGUCAACCUCCUGCCAAUACUCACGGUGAUCCUGAACUUCCAAAGAUGUCAUAUGAUCGUCCUGAGCCUUCACCCAUAUCCUACCCCGAGCCUCAGCCCUCAGUGGCGUCCUACGAUGCCCCUGAGCCUACACCCACAUCCUACCCCGAGCCUCAGCCCCCAGUGGUGUCCUACGAUGCCCCUGAGCCUUCACCCAUAUCCUACCCCGAGCCUCAGCCCCCAGUGGUGUCCUUCGAUGCCCCUCCAGCCCCAUCUUACUCCACCCCUGCCACACCAGUCCUAUCCUACCAGCCUCCAGCCCCAUCUUACCAGCCACUAGCCCCGGUUCCAGCCCCAUCCUCCUACCCCGCUCCUCCAGCCCCAACCUACCCCGCCCCUCCAAAACAUUCCUCCUACCCUCCGCGCCCCUCCUGCCCCAUCCUCCUACCUUCAUCCCCAUCCUACCCCGCCCCUCCAGAACCACCUAAAUAUUCCUUCGCGUACAACGUCGUCGACGACAACGCUGGUCUAAACUUCGGCCACUCGGAGGCCCGCGACGGAGACAACACCGAAGGCAGCUACAAUGUGGACCUCCCCGACGGUCGUAAAAAGACCGUCACUUACGUGGACAACGGCGACGGCUUAGAAGCGGUGGUGUCCUAUGAAGGAGACAUCCGGCCUGUCCCAUACCGUGGCCCCGCUCCCUCCUACCCUUCUCCCCCUGCCUCCUUCCCUCCUCCCAGCAACAACCUCUACCCUAGUGAGCCCGCACCUCCCGCCAUGUUAUACACCUAA